Molecule: messenger RNA, 262 nt
Organism: Funneliformis mosseae
Lineage: Eukaryota; Fungi; Glomeromycota; Glomeromycetes; Glomerales; Glomeraceae
Source: the annotation of a GenBank genome assembly
UUUGAAAUGUGAUAUGGAGGUUGAUUUAAUCAAAAUCAUGACACCAGCUUUUCUAAAUCUCACAUCACUUAAUCAGCCGCGUGAGGCUUUUCUUAAGCAUGGAGGAACGCAGAUGGUGAUUGAUUAUUUGGUGAAAUUCGGGUCGAAUAAAAAAGAUUAUAAUGAUAUUUCUGGCCCUAUACAAGAGUUGCUGAGCAAUGUAGAGGAUUAUGAAUUGGGUUCAUCUGAGGAAAAGAGAGCCGAUGUCCAUUCUCUUUUUUCG